GCACAAUCCGAUGCACGCGGGAUGCUACGUCGAAGUGCCGUGGGAGAUAGCGACGAAACGAGCGGUGGUCAACGUGCGCUCGAAGGACAACGCGUGCUUCGCGUGGUCGGUGGUCGCCGCUCUGCACCCCGUGGAAAGACACGCGGAUCGAGAGUCGUCGUAUCCGCAUUACGCAACGGUGCUCGAGUUCGCGGGUAUCGAGUUUCCGAUGACUCUGAAAGACAUUACGAAAUUCGAACGUGUGAACGACGUGUCGAUAAACGUUUACUGUAUCGAGAAGGAGGGAGGUGAACUAUCUGUUCUUCCGAUACGAUUGACCGGUCGAAAGAUGGAGAGGCAUGUCAACCUGUUGCACAUGCAGGAUCCACGAGACAGCAGCAUCGGCCACUUCGCGUGGAUAAAAAAUCUGUCCCGCCUCGUGAGCUCUCAACUCAGCAAGAAGAAGAACAAGAAAUUCUUCUGCGAUCGAUGCCUACAUUACUUCAGCUCGCAGGAACGACUGGAUGCUCACACCGUGGACUGCAACGAGCUGAACGAGUGUGCGGUAGAGCUGCCGAAAGAAGACGCGAAAUGGCUAACGUUCGGCAAACACGGCAACAAGGAACGUAUUCCGUUCGUCGUGUACGCCGACCUGGAGUGCGUUCUAGAGAAGAUGGACCCGAAUCUGCCUGAAUCUCAACACCACAAGGUACACAGUAUCGGAUACUAUGUGCACUGCUCGUACAACGACGCGCUAUCGAUGUAUCGGUGUCGUCGCGAUAAGGAUUGCGUCGCGUGGUUCGUGGAGGAACUCAAAGAAUUGGCACACAAAGUAAAGUCCGCUCUGUCCGUUAACGUUCCGAUGGCAGAAUUGACGCGCGACGAAUACGACAGAUAUAACAACGCUACGUACUGUCACAUAUGCGAAAAACCGUUCGCGACGGAAGACACGCGGGUACGGGAUCACUGCCACAUGACCGGACGAUACAGAGGUCCCGCGCAUUCCAACUGCAAUUUAAACUACAAAGAUUCACGUUGCAUUCCCGUGGUGUUUCACAAUCUAUCCGGUUACGACGCGCAUUUCAUUAUCAAGGAAGUAGCUACCGCGUACGAGGGACACGUGAACCUACUUCCGGUAACGAAAGAGAAGUACAUCGCGUUUACGAAAACGGUCAAUGGCACGGAAAUGGAAAAAAAAGAUUAUAGAACCAGCGUAACAUUACGCUUUAUCGACUCGUUCAAAUUUCUCAGUUCGAGUCUCGAGAAAUUGGCAUCUUAUCUCGAGAAAGAUAAACUACGGAUAAUGCAACGCGAAUUUUGUGCUCUACCAGCGGAACAUUUCGAGCUUCUCACUAGAAAAGGCGUAUUUCCGUACGAGUACGUCGACCGCUUUGAAAAGUUGGAGGAUACGUGUUUACCGCCGCGCGAAUCGUUUCACAGUUCGUUGACGGGCGACACCGUGUCCGAGAGCGAUUACGAGCACGCCGUUGACGUGUGGCAGCGGUUCUCCAUCGGAACGCUCAGCGAGUACAGCGAUCUGUACCUGAAAACGGAUGUCCUGUUGCUCGCUGAGGUUUUUGAAAAUUUCCACGACAGCUGCGUCCGCGGUAUAUGCGGUGGCCUCAGUCAAUGUUCCAACAGAUACGCGCGGGCCAACAAUAAGUACAUGUCUUCGUACGACCUGUCGAAACCGUCGUCGUACCUAAUGUACUACGACGUGAACAAUUUGUACGGCUGGGCGAUGUGUCAGCCGUUGCCCUACGCCGACUUUCGAUGGGUCGACGAUGCCGAGAACUUUGACUGGGGCAUGAUCGCUUCGGAUUCGCCCACGAGGUAUAUUCUAGAGGUCGAUCUAGAGUAUUCUCAAUAUCUACACGAACGGCACACUAACCUACCUUUCUGCCCGACGCGCGAUAAACCGCUCGGCACGCGGCACUAUAAGCUCCUCGCGACGCUUAACGAUAAGAAGCCGUUAUGCCAUCUACUACCGCAACCUACAGCAAUGCACUCGCCACGGCCUUCGCACCAUGGAGAACGUGCGCAAGCACGUCGACGUGAGAUGGCGACGACAUGGGAGGGUAGACACGGCGCGGAGGCGCUGAUCGCGAAACCAAAUUUUCACAGCCGCAGCGUUUUCGCGGAAAAUUUAAUCGCCGUCGAACUGCGUAAACUUAAGGUACAAUUCUACAAACCGAUUUACGUGGGUAUGUGUAUUCUCGAAGUAUCGAAAGUCUGCCUGUACGAAUUUUACCACGAGUACAUGUUGCCGCUGUACCGCGACAAAUGCAAGGUCAUGUACACCGACACGGACAGUCUCAUAUACCAUCUCGAGUGCGAGGAUGUUUACGAGACGAUGAAACAAUCAGAUUUGGAUGACGAAUAUAAUCUUCAACAUUACGAAGAUCUGAAUUUUAAUCCAAAGAAAGAAGUUUCAUUAAGAGACUUUCUACAGGUAUGGAGUAUUGAGAAUAAUAUUUGUCAUGUAGCUGUCACUAAAUUGUUGAAGGGUCUAAGAACAAAUGGACAUCAAAAUCUUCCUUGUGACGCUCGAACAUUAUUACAAACUCCAUCAACGACUAAUAUUCAUUCAAGUAAUUUUUAUUAUCGUGGACUGCAGACAGCACUGAAAGAUCAUAUACGACAAAGUAGACCUCUUAAUAAAUGUCUGGAAGAUCCUAUUAAAAUCAAUUUAAACAUAGACGGGUUACCAUUAGCAAAGAGUUCUAAAUCACAAAUUUGGCCACUUUUAGGACAAAUUAUUCACGAUGAUUAUAGGGAAAAACCAUUUCUUAUUGCAGUAUUCCAUGGGAACUGUAAACCAAGCAAACCUGAUGAAAUUUUAGAUCAAUUUAUUGAAGAAUAUAAAGAAUUACAAAAUAUAGGAUUUUAA
Molecule: messenger RNA, 2869 nt
Organism: Wasmannia auropunctata (little fire ant)
Lineage: Eukaryota; Metazoa; Arthropoda; Insecta; Hymenoptera; Formicidae
Exons: 5
Coding region: 11-2869 (952 amino acids)
Biological process (GO): DNA replication
Molecular function (GO): DNA-directed DNA polymerase activity; nucleotide binding; DNA binding
Source: RefSeq, a predicted model, not a curated record